AUCUCUCUUCCAUUGGUGUUCUCUCCAUUGCUAUUCUCUCCUUUGGGCAAUAUCCCAUGAUUCAGAGAAAACCAUAGAAGACUUUUCUUUUCUUUCACUUGUUUAAAAGGAGGAAAAUAAUGGAUGGUGCUGCUUUGGAUGACUUGAUAGAGAGGUUAUUGGAAGGGAAGAAGAACAAGGGGAGUGGCAAGAAAAUUCAACUCGGCGAGGUGGAGAUCCGCAACAUCUGCAUGGCUGCGAAAGAGAUCUUCCUCAGCCAGCCUGUUCUUCUUGAAUUGGAGGCGCCUGUCAAUGUCUGUGGGGAUAUCCAUGGCCAAUUCUCUGAUCUUCUUCGACUAUUCGAGUAUGGUGGCUUACCUCCACACUCCAACUAUCUCUUUCUCGGCGAUUAUGUCGAUCGAGGAAAGCAAAGCAUUGAGACUAUCUGCCUCCUCCUCUCCUAUAAGAUCAAAUACCCCAACAACUUCUUUCUCCUCCGAGGAAACCAUGAAUGUGCUUCCAUUAAUAGAAUUUAUGGCUUCUAUGACGAAUGUAAGCGCCGCUUUAGUGUUCGGCUUUGGAAGCUCUUCACUGAUUGCUUCAACUGCCUCCCGGUGGCCGCUGUCAUCGAUGACAAGAUAUUCUGCAUGCAUGGUGGGCUCUCACCAGAAUUGCAACACUUGGAUCAGAUCAGACAAAUAGAAAGGCCAGUGGAUGUGCCUGACCAAGGAUUAUUAUGUGAUUUAUUAUGGUCGGAUCCCGACAGAGAAAUUAAAGGAUGGGGAGAGAAUGAUCGAGGUGUUUCGUAUACUUUUGGAGCUGAUAAAGUGUCUGAGUUCUUGAGGAAGCUUGACCUUGAUCUUAUCUGCCGUGCACAUCAAGUUGUGGAAGAUGGCUAUGAAUUCUUUGCAGAUAGGCAACUGGUGACCAUAUUCUCAGCCCCAAACUUGGGAGAGUUCAAUAAUGCUGGUGCACUGAUGAGCGUAGAUGCAAGCUUGCUUUGCUCUUUUCAAAUCCUUAAGCCAUACAGAGGGAAGGUUGGAGGGCAGCUGGAUUGAAAGUCCUGACCAUCACUGAAGAAACUACUAAAACUUUAUAGACUCAAAGCACAAGACAAAUGGAGAAUCACAUAGUUGCUUAAUUACAUUUGUUUUGUUUUCAUCUAUUUAACAAAAGAUUGUUUUGCUGCUACUUUUUUUUCAGGAGAUUAUUUAUGCUCUCUGGUGCAUAAAUGCUUCAACAUGUAUAUAUAAAUGUACAUUAGAAUUUUUUUCCUUUUGCCUCUCAAAACAUAUCAUAGCUUUAUCCAAAGGAGUUCA
Molecule: messenger RNA, 1298 nt
Organism: Elaeis guineensis (African oil palm)
Lineage: Eukaryota; Viridiplantae; Streptophyta; Magnoliopsida; Arecales; Arecaceae
Product: serine/threonine-protein phosphatase PP1-like
Cellular component (GO): nucleus; cytoplasm
Molecular function (GO): protein serine/threonine phosphatase activity
Source: RefSeq, a predicted model, not a curated record